AAAUAAGAUUUAAUAACAAAAUAAAAUAACAGGGGGGUUUCCAGACAGCAGGUUAUGUGACAUACCUGGGUAUGUUUAAGGGUAAGUUCGUGGAUAACCUCAACUUUCGGUUCCAAAAACGGAGGCCACUUUCUGGGUAUGUAUGUAACCAUAGCAACUGACUCUCUGAAGAUACCCUGCCCGGGAGGAGGUUAUGUUUCAGGGUAACUUCGUUGCAGAAGUGUGAGCGAUUCAGAGCAUGUGGGAAAGGCCACUGUGUGUAGAGCUGUUCGUACAGUAUGUGUGGCACUUAAACAGUACUUACCCACCUUGGUGCAGUUCCCUGGACAUAAACCUGCUUGUUAUUAAAGACGAACUCCACAGAGUGGCAGGGUUUCCAAAUGUAUUUGGGUGCAUUGAUGGCACUCACAUUCCUAUUAAAGCUCCACCAAUAAAUGAGGGAGACUAUGUUAAUAGGAAAUCUAUUCAGGUAAUAUGUGAGGCAACCCAAAUCACUACCAAUGUCGAGGCAAAAUGGCCAGGAUCUGUGCAUCAUGCCAGAAUUUUCCGCGAGUCGUCAUUAUGCCAGACAUUUCAGCAGGGACAGUACAAUGGUUACUUGCUGGGGGACAGAGGAUACCCUUGUCUGCCCUAUUUAAUGACACCUUACCCUGAACCUGAGCCUGGACCACAGACACGGUUUAACCUGGCUCACAGCCGAACAAGGCCAAGGUGGAGAUGACUAUAGGAUCCUCAAAUCUCGGUUUCAGUGUCUGCGUGGGCUCCGGGUUAGUCCAGAGAGGGCAUGCGACAUUAUAGUGGCUUGUGUUGUGCUUCACAAUAUUGUCACUAUAAGAGGAGAGAGCCACCCUCCUUGUAUUGAGGAAGAUGGCCCAGAGGAACACCUACAUUUUAGAGGCAAACAGAGACGGAAGACUUUUGAGAGACAGGA
Messenger RNA from Tachysurus fulvidraco (yellow catfish), 931 nucleotides. RefSeq names its product putative nuclease HARBI1. NCBI's taxonomy places the organism in Eukaryota, Metazoa, Chordata, Actinopteri, Siluriformes, Bagridae. The transcript has 5 exons. The record is from RefSeq and is a predicted model, not a curated record. Bases 239 to 721 code for a protein of 160 amino acids.